Jatropha curcas is the source of this 2107-nucleotide messenger RNA. RefSeq names its product protein IQ-DOMAIN 17. Gene Ontology annotation, molecular function: protein binding. NCBI's taxonomy places the organism in Eukaryota, Viridiplantae, Streptophyta, Magnoliopsida, Malpighiales, Euphorbiaceae. The record is from RefSeq and is a predicted model, not a curated record.
UCAGCAUUUUCGAGGGUACAACACUCUUUGAUGUCAUUGUUGUCCCCAACCCCUUCUGACAGUAAACUGUAUUACUGCGUCCUCUUCCAUGCCACAAGAAAACACCGUUUCUUUCACCAUUUUUCCUUAUAUAAAAUCCAGAGUCUUUUUGUUUCCAAAUGCAUGGGUUAGUUCUACUCACUCAGAAGAGAUUUACAUAAUUUUAUUUUUACUUUCAUUUAUAUCUCUCUUCAUUUAACAUUUAAAGCAGCCAACUACUCUAUCUGAAAGCCUGCAAUAAAUGAGCGCAAUGGUAUUAUUGUCUUAGAAGGCUUGGUUCUGGUAGCUCAUUUACACUUUAGUUAAUAAGAUUGUUGUUUUAUUCUCUGCUACUCAUGGGGAAGGUUGGAGGAAGCUCUUGGUUGGCAGCUGUUAAAAGGGCUUUCAGGUCUCCUGCAAAGGAUAAUAACAAGAAAACCAGUAGAAGGAGAGAAGAUCAUGAUCAAGAAGAUGAGGAAAAGAAAAGAGGAAAAAGAAGAUGGAUUUUCAGGAAACCUUCAAUGCAGGAAACAGUUAUACAACAUUCUGCGGAAAAGAUUAUAACAACUAGCUCCUCUAAUCCUACCGUUACAGCUACAGCUAUUACUGAAGCUACUGAUGCUAAACAAAGACACGCACUUGCAGUGGCCAUGGCCACAACAGCAGCUGCUCAGGCAGCAGUUGCAACAGCACAAGCAGCUGUCGAAGUAGCUAGGCUUACUAGGCCUACCCUCUUCGCUAAGAAGCAUUUUGCUGCCAUUGCUAUACAAACAGCUUUUAGAGGAUAUCUGGCAAGAAGAGCUCUUCGGGCACUAAAGGGAUUGGUAAAGCUGCAAGCUUUAGUGAGAGGACACAAUGUAAGAAAGAGAGCAAAGAUGACUCUUCACUGCAUGCAGGCUUUAAUGAGAGUGCAAGCACGAGUAAGAGAUCAAAGAAAGAGGCUUUCUUAUGAAGGAAGCACAAAUUCGACUCUAAGUGAUCCAAAUAGCUUAUGGGGAUCACAUUUUGCUGAUAGAAAAUCUAUACCUAGAGAUGAGAAUAACACAACUGAUGAAUGGGUACAUUGGGAUGAGAACCCACAGUCAUUAGAGGAAAUCCAAGUACUGUUGCAGGAAACCAAAGAAGAAGAAGAAGAAGUUGCCUUGAAACGUGAGAAGGCCCUUGCUCAUGCUUUCUCUCACCAGAUAUGGAUGCCAAGUAGAGACACAUAUGCCAGUGAAGGAGAGUUAGAAGAGAAACCCAGAUGGGAUGAUCAAUGGACAAGAAGGAAGCAAUUGGAGAAUAGAGGAAGAACCUUAUGCGAUGAAAGAGAAUCUAUUAUCAAAACUGUUGAAGUAGACACUUACUCAACUCCAUACACUCACAAACCCCAUUACCAUCAUCUUUAUCAACAACAAAGGCCUAGUUCAUUUUCUGCUACCUCUCCUCUUCUUAGACACCAAAACAAUAUAACACCAUCUCCAUCUAAAGCAACACCACAACUCCAAGUCCAUUCAGCUAGCCCUAGGUAUCUAAGAGAAGACAGGAACAAUGUAAGCAAAACAGGAAAUGGAAUUGCUACUUCAAUGCCCAACUACAUGGCCGCAACUGCUUCUGCUAAGGCUCGGCUGCGGUCGCAGAGUGCCCCAAGGCAAAGGGCUUCAACACCAGAGAGGGAAAAGAUAGGUCCAACUGCCAAAAAACGUCUAUCUUUCCCUAAUCCAGUAACAAGCAAUAGCAGCAGUAGUAAUAACAAUAUUGUGGAUAGGUUGAAAAGCCCGAGGUAUAAGCAGGGGAUUCAUGAAGCAUAUCUUGGAAUGGAGCAUAGGUCUACUGUGUCUUCUUGCUAUACAGAGAGUAGUAUUGGUGACGAAGCUUCUCCUCCUUCAACUAAUGAGCUUAAUAGAUGGUUAAGAUAAAUUAAGAAAAUAUAAAGGUAUGUUUGGGGUAAACUCGUAAUUUUCAUCUGGAGUUGUCAGGAGGAUUUUUUUUUUUAUUAUUUUUAUUUUUUAUACGAAGGGCAGCAGAGCUGAAAAAAAAAGCUGAACUUAACAGCAGCGAAUGUAUGAUGUUUAUGUUCAUUGACUCUUUUUUUUUUUUUUUUUUUUUU